AGACAACGGAAUUAACAAUAAACUUAACAUUUAUAUGAAAAAUGUGAUUCAUUAUUGACAAAUUUCAAAAGUCCGCUACAUUGUAUAUGCUAGAAUUUAUUCACGAGAAAGCCUUUGGCAUGCUCAGGAUAUUCAAAAACUAACAACUACUUUGUGAGUUUAAUUUAAAUUUAAUUAUUUUUAAUUGAAUUUACGAAAAGUUGUGAAAAUGUUGUAGUUCAUUUAAAAUAAAUUUGAUGGUAUUGAAACCGAUUAAAAACUAUCAACUAGCACAUACACUCAAACAACAUGAUUCAACCAGUACACAUAACGACGAAAUAAAUUUAUUGCACUUAAAAUGUGUGGCUUUCCAAAAUUGGCUUCUUAAUGAAAGAAAACUGGGAAGACAAUUUAAAUUUUAAAAAUAAGAUCUGCAUAUUUGAAAACAACCCUUUUAUUAGGAAAGGAAUUAAUUUUAAUGUCAAAAUUUUGCCAGAACUCCCAUCAAAUUGAAUCAAUACUCCCAUUAAGAAACAAAAAUAACAAAAACAAACACAAAUAUUUAAAGACUUCUGACAACAUCUAUAUUUCUGUAACGUACCCUGACGCAAAGUUGGGAUACUUAAAAACACACAAGAAACACAAACUCAUGCACACACACACACUCUCUCUCUCUUACUGUUUCACAUGCUUGUGCGCGUGUGUUUGCGUAGUAAAACUGGUAACCUCCAUAGGUCAUGCAACGACGCAUGGACGGAUCGGAAAGCUUCAACAGGAACUGGACUGAAUACAAAAACGGAUUUGGAAAUCCGAGCGCUGAUUUUUGGAUCGGAAACGACAACUUGUACCAGAUGACGUCGACCAGCAGGUACAAGCUGGUGGUUGUCAUGGAAAACUAUAAUGAAACCUUGGUUUGUGCAGCUUACGAUUCAUUCAGAAUCGGUUCACCUGAUAAUAAUUACACUCUCUACGUCGCUAACUACAGUGGAAACGCAGGGGAUUCCUUAAUACUGACCCACAACGGCAUGCCAUUCUCCACAUUCGACAACAAUCAUGAUAAUUUCAACUGUGCAGUUUUUUAUCGUGGAGGGUGGUGGUUCCAUGCCUGCUUCUCAUGUUUCCUCAACGGUCUAUACUCAUAUAACGCUACUAGAAGAACCUAUGAAAACUGGUGGGGAACAUUUUCAAAAACGUUUGCUUUGAAGUUUAUCGAAAUGAGAGUCGAGCUACUUGAAGAAAAUAAUUUUUAAAUGAAUCAAAACUUAAAACAGAGGAAACUGAUGAUUUUAUUGCUAAAAUGAUGUCGAAUUACCCAACAAUAUACCUGCUAACAAAUUUGUUACGUUCUUUUAAAAUUUUUCAAGGUUUUUUCAAUCAUUUUUAUCAUGCCAUAUUUAUGCAUCCAGUAGUUUACAAUUUAUUCCAUGAUCUCAGUCUAACAACUUUCCACAAUAAAAUAAAAUUAUUUUUUCAAAUACUCCAGCUGUUCUAAUAUUUAGAUUUCAGCCAAAGUUUUUUGUCGUAUGUCUGAUUUUUGAAAGUAUAAAUAUAUAAGUAUAUACAAUAUCCCCAGUUACUAAGCAUUAUGCGGUCAGUUGAGUUAACAAAAUAAUAUAUCUGUGGUGUCGAGUAAAAAAAUGGAUGUUUGAUGAGAUUGAUAAUUGUUUAUGUUACUGUUUGCCGAGUUUGUGCAAAUUUGUAUGUGUAAUGAAACAAAUAAAUUUGUAUAAAAACAUGUUUUUAUACAGUUUUAUUUUAUUAUAUAUGCAUGUAUGUGUAACAAUAUUAUUAAUUGUUAAUGUUGCUGUUUGCAGAGAACUCCAUUUUGUUCAAAUUUUAUACACUCCCAAAUAUGAUAAAAUUAUUUCGUCACGAACAAUCACAACGUAAGACAAAAUAGUUUCAGAAGUGACAUCCCACUUUUGAUAGUAACAUGAGUAUGAAAAGUUGUCUAUAACUUCAAAUUGUUAUUUGAGAAUAAGCUUCAUUCAUCUAUGACCCUAUGACAUUGUUGUAUGGUCCGAUCUGUCUUCUGUGUACGUAAGUGAGCGACAUGAUGGCUGUGAGGGCCAGGAUGAACAACAUGGUUAUAAUCUUGAAGUUAGCGAUGAAUAUGUCGCAGUAGUGAGUGAAGACGACUCGGUAGAGAGCAAACGUGCAAGGAACGUAUGCUUCCGAAUUAGAGAAGUCUUGGCAUCUCGUGAGAAGGUGUACAGUCAGCAUGAGUCUGUCCCGCUGUAUACUGAGCGGCACGUGCAGUUCAUUCAGGAAGUACUCGUUUAUGCUGACACCAUCCCCUGCCAGUAGAGCCAGGCUGUAGAGGGCCUGGGGAUCGCCGGCGAGUGCAGCGUUGACGUACAUCCUGAUGGCUGCCUGCUUGUCCACACGGCCUUCCUUGCCGUGGUGGUAAUAAUAGUGGGCCAUCUUGUUCCAGGCUUAUGGAUCGACAUCCUUGGGUGCCCUCCUGCGUCGAGAGGUUGUAGUGCCUCCACUGGCACUCCUUCUCCAUGUAUUUCACGUACCCACCCUAACAUGCAAUCAUCGUUCCGCAGUCAAAUUUCAUCAGGUAGUAAAUCAUCAAAUAAUCAGUUACGUGUAUUUUAUACAAAUUGAAGUUAUCUUAUUUAAUCAACCAUCUAUAAUCAUUCAAUUAAUUAAUUAACCAUUUAUAAUCAAUCUAUCAGUUGAUUAACCACCCAUAAUCAAUCAAUUAAUUAGCCAUUCAUAAUCAAUCUAUUUGUUGAAUAACCAUUCAUAAUCAAUCAAUCAUUUACUAAUCAUCUAUAAUCAAUCAAUCAAUCGACUGAUUGAAUCGUCAAUCAACUAACAUUAUCUUCGUCGCACAGGUAAGCCAGAUUGAAGUUUCCAACCUCAACACCUGUAGUGGCUGCCAUCAAAUAAUAAACAAGUGCUGAAUACC
Helobdella robusta is the source of this 2899-nucleotide messenger RNA. RefSeq lists its product as hypothetical. The coding region runs from base 717 to 1229 and encodes 170 amino acids. The transcript has 8 exons. NCBI's taxonomy places the organism in Eukaryota, Metazoa, Annelida, Clitellata, Rhynchobdellida, Glossiphoniidae. The record is from RefSeq and is a predicted model, not a curated record.